AUGGAUAGUGAGACUAUCCAACUUGAGGGAACGCUGAAAGGCUUCGAUGUGGCUGGAGAAUCUAUCCUUCCCAGUGGUGAUAAGUGGGAACUCAUCCCUACAACGACGAUCAGAGAGGUCGUUGACGAAGUCCAGGCCUCCAAUGUGGACUUCGGCGUUAUCCCCUUCGAGAACUCAACCCAUGGCACCGUCAGCUUCACCCUCGACUGUCUUGCCGACCGCGCCUCUACCUACCCCAACAUCACCAUCUGCGGCGAAGCCUACCUAGACGUCCACCAUUUUCUCCUAGGCCGGAGAAAGUCUUCCCUACUACCUAACGUUGACCAAAACGCAAAGGGGACGCCCCUAACUUCCCUCUCCCACGUCAAACGCGUCUACUCUCACCCCCAAGCCUUCGGCCAAACCGCCAAGUUCUUCGCCACCUACCUCAAGGGCGUCGAGACCAUCGAGGUCUCCUCCACUAGCAAAGCUGCCGAGCUCGCUGCUGCUGACGCCACCGGCUCGAGCGCUGCUGUAGCGGGUGAAGUAGCUGGCGAGAUGGCCGGCCUGGAUGUUCUUGCGCGCUGCAUUGAAGACCGCGAAGACAACACGACCCGCUUCUUUGUACUGCGCAGACGGCCCUGCAGUAGCCGCAGCGACGACGGUGUCGAGCAGGAGGUGCAGCUGCCUGAGGGAUUGCCGUGGACCACGGACCGAGUAGAGUCUCUGCUUGAGUCUCCAACCUCAGGAUCGCCCCGUUCUCUGUCGCCUCGUCCCUCUUCGUCGGUUUCUGGCAGCAGCGGCGGGAGGAAUGAUGAUACGGACAAGAUUGACGCUUACAAGGGCUUGUAUAAGUCUAUGGUCUCGUUCACGGUGCCGCAUCAUACGCCUGGCGCGCUGGCGGAUGUCUUGGGGUGCUUCAAGCGGAGAGGACUGAACCUGACGAGCAUCAAUAGCUUGCCGAGUCUGAUUGCACCGUUUCAGUAUCUCUUCUUUAUCGAGUUUGAGGGUAACCGGUGGGAUGAUCCGGAGGGGAGGGUGAGUGGGUUGGUUGGGGAUGUGGAGUGGGUUGAGGGCGUGGCGGAACGGUGGAGGUGGUUGGGUAGUUGGUUGAAUCAGAGGAGGAGGUAA
Molecule: messenger RNA, 1110 nt
Organism: Neurospora hispaniola
Lineage: Eukaryota; Fungi; Ascomycota; Sordariomycetes; Sordariales; Sordariaceae
Product: Prephenate dehydratase-domain-containing protein
Exons: 3
Coding region: 1-1110 (369 amino acids)
Biological process (GO): L-phenylalanine biosynthetic process
Cellular component (GO): cytoplasm
Molecular function (GO): chorismate mutase activity; prephenate dehydratase activity
Source: RefSeq, a predicted model, not a curated record